UCUUACACAAUGGCGGAUGACGAAAAACGGGAACAAAUGGAAGUAGGAUCUGGUGACGUAGAUAUAAAUGACAAAAAGCCCGACAAGAUGUUCGGAUUAAAGAAAUGGAAUCUUGUAGCAAUGUGGAGCUGGGAUGUCGAAUGUGACACAUGCGCAAUUUGCAGAGUGCAAGUUAUGGACACGUGCCUAAGGUGCCAAGCAGAAAACAAGCAGCAGGAGUGUGUUGUCGUGUGGGGAGAGUGCAACCAUUCGUUCCACAACUGUUGCAUGUCGCUAUGGCUAAAGCAGAACAACAGAUGCCCCCUCUGCCAGCAGGAGUGGGCUCUGCAGACCACAGGAAAAUAGGGGGCAACACGCGUCACGGUUGCCGCGACGACGGGGAUCGCAUACGCACGGAAGCUGGACGAUUAGGCUUGUUUGUGUUGACACUGCCCGUGAGGUGGUAGCCACUGCGUGCGUGCGUCGCCGGGGACUGACCGUGAGGAGGCGUGAGCUGCGGGGAGGAGGCGUGAGCUGCGGGGAGGAGGCGUGAGCUGCGGGGAGGAGGUGUGUAGGAGAGCGGCGGAUGUAGUCCAUCACGAGAUGGCGCCACGAUCGCGACGCCGAGACGGCGGCGAGAAACGUGACUCUACGGGAAACGCGCGGUCGAUUACUCCUCUCGCGAUCCCAGCACACCCGCUGUGUGCAUCUGUGCGCGUCGGGACAUGCUCUCUUGUUUCUUUGCAACACUGGAGCGUGAGGACGACGCUCGGAGCCACGUUGACGGUCGAGGAUUCCCGCGGGGAGUAGCGGCGCCCCCUACGUGCGAGGCGGG
Messenger RNA from Priapulus caudatus, 814 nucleotides. RefSeq names its product RING-box protein 2-like. The coding region runs from base 10 to 345 and encodes 111 amino acids. Gene Ontology annotation, biological process: ubiquitin-dependent protein catabolic process; protein ubiquitination. Gene Ontology annotation, molecular function: cullin family protein binding; zinc ion binding; ubiquitin protein ligase activity. The transcript is spliced from 3 exons. NCBI's taxonomy places the organism in Eukaryota, Metazoa, Priapulida, Priapulimorpha, Priapulimorphida, Priapulidae. Gene Ontology annotation, cellular component: nucleus; Cul5-RING ubiquitin ligase complex. The record is from RefSeq and is a predicted model, not a curated record.